UAGCUGGGACUGCGGCUGCGGGUUCCGCUGCCUCGGGAGCCUUCGGAGCCCUUGGUCCAGCGAGGUGGUAGCGGAGGGGGCGGGGGCGGGUCUCCCGCGCGACCGCGAUGCUGAGCUCCCGGGCUCAGGCGGCGAUGACCGCGGCGGACCGGGCCAUCCAGCGCUUCCUGCGGACCGGGGCGGCCGUCAGAUAUAAAGUCAUGAAGAACUGGGGUGUCAUAGGUGGAAUUGCUGCAGCUCUUGCCGCGGGAAUCUAUGUGAUUUGGGGUCCUAUCACAGAAAGAAAGAAGCGUAGAAAAGGACUGGUGCCUGGCCUUGUCAACUUAGGGAACACCUGCUUCAUGAACUCCCUGCUGCAAGGUCUGUCUGCCUGCCCUGCUUUCAUCAAGUGGCUGGAAGAGUUUACCACGCAAUACACCAGGGAUCAGAAGGAGGCCCCCUCACACCAGUAUUUAUCCUUAACGCUGUUGCACCUCCUCAAAGCUCUGUCCUGCCAAGAAGUCACCGACGAUGAGGUCUUAGAUGCAAGCUGCUUGUUGGAUGUAUUAAGAAUGUACAGAUGGCAGAUCUCUUCAUUUGAAGAACAGGAUGCCCACGAGUUAUUCCAUGUCAUUACCUCCUCCCUGGAAGACGAGCGGGACCGGCAGCCCCGGGUCACCCAUUUGUUUGAUGUGCAUUCCCUGGAGCAGCAGCCAGAAAUAACUCCCAAACAAAUAACCUGCCGGACAAGAGGGUCACCUCACCCCACGUCCAAUCACUGGAAAUCUCAGCAUCCUUUCCAUGGAAGGCUGACGAGUAACAUGGUCUGCAAACACUGUGAACACCAGAGUCCUGUUCGAUUUGAUACCUUCGACAGCCUUUCACUGAGUAUUCCAGCUGCCACGUGGGGGCAUCCACUGACCCUGGACCACUGCCUUCACCACUUCAUCUCAUCCGAAUCCGUGCGGGACGUCGUGUGUGACAACUGUACGCAGAUCGAAGCCAAAGGGACGUCGAAUGGGGAGAAGGUGGAACACCAGAGGACCACGUUCGUUAAACAGCUGAAACUGGGCAAGCUCCCGCAGUGUCUCUGCAUCCACCUCCAGCGACUGAGCUGGUCCAGCCACGGCGCACCCCUGAAGCGCCACGAGCACGUGCAGUUCAACGAGUUCCUGAUGAUGGACAUCUACAAGUAUCACCUCCUCGGCCACAAACCCGGCCAGCACAGCCCCAAGCCCGGCGAGGCUGGGGGGCCCCCCGACGACCUGCAGGAUGGGCCGGCCGCCCCCAGUUCAGUUCUGAACCAGCCCGGGGGCCCGAAAACACAAAUUUUUAUGAAUGGCGCCUGCUCCCCAUCUUUAUUGCCCCCGCUGCCGGCCCCGCUGCCCUUCCCGCUCCCGGUGGUUCCUGACUACAGCUCCUCCACGUACCUCUUCCGGCUGAUGGCAGUUGUGGUCCACCACGGAGACAUGCACUCGGGGCACUUCGUGACGUACCGACGGUCCCCACCGUCGGCCAAGAACCCUCUUUCAACCAGCAACCAGUGGCUGUGGAUCUCCGACGACACGGUCCGCAAGGCCAGCCUGCAGGAGGUCCUGUCCUCCAGCGCCUACCUGCUGUUUUAUGAGCGGGUUCUUUCCAAGAUGCAGCACCAGGGCCGGGAGUACAGGUCCGAAGAAUGACUGCCCUGCCCCAGAGCCGAUGGCACUGUCCACGCUGGAACCGGGCACGAUCUGACUGUGUGUGCGUGCGCAAGCAGCCCCGCUAGAGUCCCCAGCCUUCUGGCGUGUUCUCAGCAGGCUCCGUGCAGGAGCCGCUGGCCCCCAUUCAGACCAAAUCCGACUCCCUGAACAGCUCUGCUAGUGUGCGCUGGAUGGUGUCCUCGCUGUGCUCCGACAGCAUUCAUUCUGUCUAGAACGUCUUCUUACUCACCUGAUAAAGGUAAUUAAAAGAAACUCGAUUCCAGAAGCCACCUUUCUUUAUAUCUGGCUAUGUCAGGUGUUCUCAGAGGGGAGGUAACUGUCUAACCCUCCAGUCGGUUCCAGCAUAGAUCUUUUAUUUUUAAUAAGGCCCAUAAAAAUUGGUGAAAUUAUUAAAGGCAACAAUUUAGAAGAAAAGUGCCUUUCACUUCUGAUUGCUUUUGUAGCACGUCCAUUCUGGAAAAUACAUAUUGCUAAGACCCCUCUGAACAACUUUUGAAAAGCUCGGCUCCGAGCUUCCAAGUUUCUCCGUGGAGAGCAACAGGACGGCUGAAAGACGCCUGAAGAACACCCGCCUUCUCUUUUUGUGGGUCUUUUCUAAUCUUUGGAUUCUUUAUAUGUCAUCAAAGCGCACCUGCCAAAUCUGCCCCCCCCUCCGGGGGACAUUCUUGCACCGCUCUGUCGGUGGUAAGUGAACUGCUUCCCGCUCGCUCUUCCUGUCGGCACCCUGGGCUGGAGGCGUGAGCGUGGCGCUCGUCAGACUGAACAGCGGGCGCGGAGCAGCACGCGCUGACCCUGCGCCGCCUCCGCUCUGCACAAAGCCCGUUCGUACACGAACCCCCCCCCCGCCCUCUGGUGGACAGCUCUAUUCCGAAUUCUCUUGCCCCUACAGCGCUCCCCGAGGUUACAGGUGCAGCUGGGGGCUGUGGGAGAGGUCAGUCCUUGCCUGGAUUCGGGAGCUGGGGUCAGAAGGGCACUGACCACAGGGCCGCAGUCGGGCUUCCUCGUUUGUCACAGGAACAAACUUCCUCCUUUGUCUCAGCGAGCAUCAAAACCCCAGCCCGUUCCACAAAAAAGAAGAAAGUUUUCAGUUUGUGAAAACUGUAUCCUUACAGCUGAUCAUCUACUAUUGUCACUUUGUUACAGGUCCACAUUCUAAAUUUGUUGGCUCCCCGCAGCCCAAUACAAAAACUAUAUUGAGCGUUCUUUUCCCUCUUUGGAGAAGUCUCAUGAGUAGAGGCCAGGGCCACAGGAAGUUUGCGGACACAGUAGUAUCUAUGUUUUAGCUAGGUUUUUUAUUUAAAAAAAAAAAAAAAGAUAUCAAAUUCAAACAGACUCUUCAGAGUUAAGAUUUGGAAUCAGAGCUUUCUAAAAGGUCCCUUGAGGUGAGGCUGAGAACUGGGCUUCCUCUGGUGGGGGCGGGCUGGUAGCCACUUCUAGACCAGGCCUGGGUGUCCGCUAAGAGCGCCGGGGGCCCAGGUGACCGCCAUCCCCGCCGGGCCCGGCACGUGCCCCGAGGACUCCAAACUCACGACCGAUUGAACACGUACUGUGAAAGGUUCUGGCUUUGAUGUUGAAACGAGUACAGCUGUUCUGCCGGGAUCUGGUGGAACAAAGGCCCAGUGCGUAACCUUACGCCGCUUUGUGAGGCUGUAACUUUCAGUAACUGCUCUUUGGCCACCGCUUCCUCUUUGAAAUCUGCCACUAAAGAGACGCCGGGCACGGAACGUUGAGCUGUAAGCAGAUGGUGGGUCAGAGGCCAGGGUUGAGCCAAGGCUGUAAAUGUGAAUGGUAUCUGUGCAAGGUCUCUGAACCGGACUUAAAGCUGACUUCCUCAUUUUGUAAAUUAUUAGGCGUUAAGUAGCAGCCACAUCAUCUUAUUUCUAGCUUUAAGUUAUUCACAAAGCAGCUUCUCUUGGCAAAAAAACCUAAGUUAAACUAGUAGUUUAUGCCAUAAUAACUGCUGAUUCAUGUAUUUGCUAAAGGUACCUUUUGUAUCUGCUGUGUAUUAUAGUAAUAAAAGAAUUUUUGUUAGGAAAAAAA
This is a messenger RNA of Ailuropoda melanoleuca (giant panda), 3722 nucleotides long. It is a transcript of the gene USP30, whose product is annotated as ubiquitin specific peptidase 30. Lineage: Eukaryota; Metazoa; Chordata; Mammalia; Carnivora; Ursidae. The record is from RefSeq and is a predicted model, not a curated record. Gene Ontology annotation, biological process: protein deubiquitination. Gene Ontology annotation, cellular component: nucleus; cytosol. Gene Ontology annotation, molecular function: cysteine-type deubiquitinase activity. Bases 108 to 1661 code for a protein of 517 amino acids. The transcript has 13 exons.